AGCCCGGAUGGAGCAGCCAUUGGGGAAGUGUACAGAGCUUUAACGUAACUGAGGAGGGCUCUCUUUCUCUCUCUCUCUGUGGAAUAAAAAUUCAAAGUAAAGGGCGAGCGAGGAUAGAAAUAUAAUCAAGAUACGAAAGGUCCAGUCGGCGACACGUAACAUUAACUUGAAAACCUGUACCAGGAACCGGCUGCUUUCGGACACAGUAUCCGAGGCGACAGACUUGAACUGUGGAAGUUGGGAUACGUGCCCACAGCGGAAAAUAUACAGCUGAGCUAGCCACACGCUAAGCGGCACAAUUAGCCACAUAGCUAACUGUAACUGAGCUGUGAACUUGCUUUCAAAUCACGGGGCUUGAAAUCCAGUCACAAGCUCAGGCUCUGUGAGAAUCCAGGGACUUGCUUAAUGAAUUAUGUCUGCCACAAGCAUUGACCCUCAGCAGAGAUCAAAGGGACAAGCAUCUAAAGUGCAAAAUGGUUCACUACAUCAGAAGGAGACUGUCCAUGACAAUGACUUUGAGCCAUACCUCACUGGUCAAUCAACUCAGAACAACAGCUACCAGUCCAUCACCGACCCCUACCUGUCCAGCUACUACGCCCCCUCCAUUGGAUUUCCUUACCCCCUUAGUGAGGCUCCAUGGUCCACCGGUGGGGACCCCCCUAUUCCAUACCUCACCCCUUACGGACCCUUGAGUAAUGGAGACCAUCACUUCAUGCAUGAGUCAGUGUUUGGCCAGCCAGGGGGCCUGGGAAGCAGCAUCUACCCCCACAGGUUUAACUUUUUUCCUGAAAAUCCUGCCUUCUCUGCUUGGGGCACAAGUGGCUCCCAGGGCCAGCAGACUCAAAGUUCAGCCUAUGGUGGCAGCUACAGCUAUCCUCCCAGCUCCCUGGGGGGCACCCUGGUGCCUGAUGGUCAGACGGGCUUUCACAGUGACACCCUCAACAAAGCCCCUGGUAUGAACAGCCUGGAGCAGGGAAUGGUUGGCUUGAAGAUCGGAGGGGAUGUCACUGGCCAGGGCUCAGGUGUCAAGGCUGUGGGAUCUGUGAUUGGUGGCCCGGCGGUGGCAGCCACGGGAAAUGGAGCCACACCUAUCGGCAUGCCCCCACCCAAGCCCACCUCCUGGGCGGCCAUUGCCAGCAAGCCUGCCAAACUGCAGCAGCUGAAAGCUAAGAUAAAGCCAGGGAUGCCCAAUCCAGGGGGAGCUCUGCCCCCACCACCCAUCAAACACAACAUGAACAUUGGGACCUGGGACAAGGGCCCAGUGACUAAAGUAGCCACAGCUCCACUGCAGCAGCAGCAGCAGCCUCUUGGCAUGCCUCAUGCCAUGCCACCUCAAGCCCCCAUGCAGCAAGGACCCAUGCAGCCCCCUCCUCCCCAGUCUUUGGUGCAGCCCCAGAUGCAACCAAUGGCCUUACAGCCCCAACCUCCCCAUCACCAGCACCAGCACCAACACCAGCACCAGCACCAGCACCAUCAGCCACCACCUCAGCCCUACCAAAACCACACCCAGCCCCCACAACCCCAGAACCGUUGGGUUGCCCCACGCAACCGCAACCAAGGCUAUGGGCAGGGUGGCCCUGGCCAAGACGGUAGUGGUGUGAUGGGUGUGGUUGGUAGUGGGAACACUGGCCCCCAACUGUCUGCCAGCCAGGGACCUGGUGCAGAGUCCCACCCAGUGCUGGAGAAGCUGCGUGCCUCCCACAGCUACAAUCCCAAGGACUUUGAAUGGAACCUGAAGAACGGUCGUGUUUUCAUCAUUAAGAGCUACUCUGAGGAUGAUAUCCAUCGCUCCAUCAAGUAUUCGAUCUGGUGCAGCACGGAGCACGGCAAUAAGCGGCUGGACUCAGCUUUCCGGGCCAUGAGUGGUAAAGGUCCUGUGUACCUGCUGUUCAGUGUCAAUGGCAGUGGUCAUUUCUGCGGCGUGGCAGAGAUGCGUUCACCAGUGGACUAUGGCACCAGUGCUGGUGUUUGGGCACAGGACAAGUGGAAGGGCAAAUUUGAUGUGGACUGGUUGUUUGUUAAGGACGUGCCUAAUAGCCAGCUGCGCCACAUCCGCCUGGAGAACAAUGACAACAAGCCAGUGACCAACUCCCGCGACACCCAGGAGGUUCCUCUGGAGAAGGCCAAGCAGGUGCUCAAGAUCAUUGCCACCUACAAACACACCACCUCCAUCUUUGAUGACUUCUCCCAUUACGAGAAGAGGCAGGAAGAAGAGGAGGAGGUGCGCAAGACUUUUGAACCUGCCCAGAUACAGAACCGCUCUCGGUUGGAUCAGGAGCGCCAAAACAGGAAUAAACAAUAGAGGACAUUUAUCCUUGGCUUGAUCAACAGUUACACUAGGACUUUUGAUUUAAGAGACAGAAGAAUAUAAAAAUGCAACCAAGCCCUUCAUUUUUUUCUAUUUAAUCCUGGUGAAUCUCUGCCAUUGUUGAGACUUGUGCUUUUUUUGCCCCAUAUACCACCCACUUCUUGUGCAGGGAUAACAAGCUGAUUUAAUGUAUUACCUAGCCACCACCACACUCUUUAGUUCAGGUUUUUUUUUUUAAGUAUUUUUCUUCCCGUUCCAUCUUGUACUCUUCUCUCACCAGACUGGUUUUCUCUCUCCUGCCCCCAAGUCCUCCUCUUUCCAAUUGAAUCAGGGUUUGACUGCACCAUGGAGAAAAAAAUCUGCCACUUUAUAUUUCAGUACAAUCAGGAACGGAUGUGUCCUGCCCCUAUUUGUCCAUUUGGGGGCAACAUUGCCAUGCUUCAGAGUUUUAACUGUGCCAACAGGGUUGGAGGAUCCCAAAGGCAAUGUUGGACUUGGAACUGUGCGAUAAUAAAACUUCAAUGGUUUAUCUAUUUUUCAUUCAGAUCGACAAAAUCUCUAUUUUUUGGCUUACUACUGACAAUUUUCAUUUCAGAAAUCUGUUUUCUGGAGCCUUAACUUUUUUUUUCUAAUUAUUGGUGACUUCUCAAAAGAACUGCUCAAACAGUGACACUGCUGGAGAAAUCAGGGAUAGUGUGAAGUCACACGGGACUCGAGACAUUUCAGAGGAGGAAUUGCAAAGGCCUCUGGGAAAGAAAUAACGGAUGUGUCCUCCACAACCAGAACUCUCACCAUUUAAAUCAAAAAUUGUACUAUUGACAUCAUUCACACCCCUCUGCUUUGCUUUCUUUUGAUGUUUGUCUUGAAGGGGUCUUUUGUAUGUUUCAUCAGGAGAUUCUGCUUGUGUACGCAACCCAGUCUGAGAGAACUGUCGCAUCCACCAUUUUAAAUUGUUUUAUAGUCAAUUCAGAAUGAAUUGUUGCUUGUGCAUUUUUGUUCCACAAAAUGGGGGGAGGGUUCACAUAUUUGUCCAUUCACCAUCAUUCUGUCUUAAUCCUCUGUUUUUGUUUUUUUCCUUUAAUUUGGUUUUGCUAAGUCUAUCAUGUUGGUCGUAAUGCUAAGCUUUAACGUAGGAGCCUAUAUAUUCAUGGAGAAAGCCUAAAAAUGUAUAACCUAAAAAUUAAUGUAACUGAUUUACUAUCGAGUAAGAAAAAAAUAAGAAUGAAAUGUGGUUUCUGUGUGUUUUUUGGUUGUUGUUGCAAAAAAUAGUUUGUUCUAGACUGAAUCCAUUGAUUAUGAUACAGUAAAGUACUUUCAGGUAUGUUCAUGGGAAAAAAAAGAUUGGUUAUUAAAAGAACAAAGUCACUAAUAGAUGUGUGUGCCAUGCAUGGCAAGCUGCAAUAUAGUUAAGUCUGCUGGAAAUGUUGAACUAUUAUCCAUCCUGCAGCUUCUCUGUGAGGUGAGAGUGGUGAUGUUGAUUAGUCCUUUAAAGGACAGUGUCCCCCUGUUGUCGUGUCAGUGGUUUCAGGGCAUUCAAAGCCAGAAUGCAGUUUAUUUGUUAAUGAGGGUUUGAGAUCAGCAGGUUCUCUCUUGAUUAGUUUGAGAUUGUGACUUCAGUAUUUUGUGGAUUGCGAGGUUACCAUGUUGCAGAGAGGAAUGCUGCUAAUAGACAUGGCUGUCUCUUUCAUAUUAAGGUGACUUUUCUCAUUCUGACUUAUUUUGUUUUAUUUCUGUACAAGUUUAAAUUUGAUGUAGCUUCAUGGUAACCAAAUCAAAUAUUCAGAUCCCAAUUCACAAUUUUCUGUUUGAAAUAUUUCAGUUGAAAAAGAUGAUAUUGACACUUGUACCUGUUUAGGUAAUGUGGCCUGGACUCAUGAAGCUGUUUGGUCUUUUCAGAGUAUGUUAGACUGUGUAUGUGCUAUAUGAUCUAUCUUGAUUCUGUCAGGACUUUAUCCCCUUUAUAAUGUUGAGAUGACAGAAGUACUGCACUUUGUUUGGGUCACUUGAGUGUGAGUAUGAACCGUAUGCUUCACAACCGUAUUUCGAGAUGUGUGAAGCUACAUUGUAUGUUUUUUCUUUUGAUUUUUUUUCUUUUUUUUUUUUUUUUUUAACCUGGCCAGUGUAUCCCCCUGUUAUGUAGAGACCAGACCUCCAAGAGGAUCCUUUCUUCUCCAUCUCUUCUCCUUUUUACCUGCACUAAUCAAUAGCUAGGUUGAUCCAAGCAAUACGGUGAACGCCCUUCACAUGUUUGCCUUCGCCUUCACCGACACCGCUCUCUCCAUCCAGCGUCAGAGUCAGGGGGAGGUGAGAAGCUAAAGGAUGCCACCGAUGUCGCAGCCACAGCCGUCUUUGCCUCAGGAAGCAUGAGCUAGUUGUGAUUAUAGUACAGGGCUUACAUGCACGUUAAUGACAACUGUCGGAAGAUGUUUGCUGCAAUAGACGGAUGUCAGGCUAGCCAUCAAAGUAUAUGUAUCAACACUACAAAAGGAUUAAUGACAUGAAAUAUUAAAUAAACAUUGAUUAUCUUAUAGACCACAGUUGUAGUGGGCAUAACAUGUUCAAAAGAGCUAUCUUGGUUUUUCUUUAUAGAAGAAAUCAAGCCUUAAUAAACUGUCCAUUCAGAAAUUA
This is a messenger RNA of Seriola aureovittata, 4936 nucleotides long. RefSeq names its product YTH domain-containing family protein 1-like. Gene Ontology annotation, biological process: mRNA destabilization. Lineage: Eukaryota; Metazoa; Chordata; Actinopteri; Carangiformes; Carangidae. Gene Ontology annotation, molecular function: N6-methyladenosine-containing RNA reader activity; mRNA binding. Gene Ontology annotation, cellular component: cytoplasm. The transcript is spliced from 6 exons. The coding region runs from base 413 to 2302 and encodes 629 amino acids. The record is from RefSeq and is a predicted model, not a curated record.